Messenger RNA from Paramecium octaurelia, 1482 nucleotides. The record is from the annotation of a GenBank genome assembly. NCBI's taxonomy places the organism in Eukaryota, Ciliophora, Oligohymenophorea, Peniculida, Parameciidae.
AUGGCUGAAUAGUCAAGUAUUAUUUUGCAUUUGCACUCUCUCAAGGACAGCAUUAAAAGCGCUUUCAAAGUUUUUGAGGAUAUUGAUAUCCAGUGCCAAGAAGAAGAGAUCAAGCAAAACCAUACCUAGGCGGUAAGUAAGCAAUUUAUCAUUAGGUUGAAGAGAACAAACAAUAUCAAGAACCAAAAUACAUCACAUUAACUGAUUAAAAAAGAGUACUCAAUAAUUUUGAUAAUUUAAUUUGUUAAUUAUAAUUAGUUACACCAUUCUAUAGUGAUCAAAAAUAGUACUAUAUAAAAUAAUUAGUUUAACCUUUGACUAGAGUGACAAGAACAAAAAGCAAGCCCAACUGAAAAACCAAUAGAUGUGGGAUCAAAUUAAGUAAGAAUAGAAAGAACGAUUUGCAAAGUACCAGGAUGAAGCAAUUGUAGAUAAAAUAUUCUAAUUGGAUACUAAACUGAAGGAAGAUUAUGAAUACAGUCUUCAAUACAUGAGUGGUAAUUAAAAAAAAACAAUACAAAUCAAAUUGCAUGACAUUCAAAAAUUAAAUCCACCGAAUUAUUUGAAUGAUGGCAUCAUUAACUUUUAUCUUAAGUUUAUAGAAUCCGAAUUGAUAGAUUAAUCAUUACGAGCCAAAACCUACAUCUUCAAUACAUAUUUCGUAUUGAAACUAUGUGCUUUUGAGAAAUUAUAGAUGAUUGGCUAAAAUGACCAUCCAAAACUGAAUGAACUAUUUAAGUUGUCAUAUGAGUAGAUUAAAAAGUGGAUUAAAGAAGAUUUAACUGAAAAAGAGUACUUGUUAUUUCCGAUUAAUUUGCCAGAACAUUGGUCUUUGUUGAUAGUACACAAAAAAACCAAAUCAUUCGCUGACUCAUUGAUUAUCUACUUGGAUAGCUUUGGAAUUAUGGAUCAAAAACUAAUCACAAUCAUCAAGAUGUAAUAUUUGUAUUCCAUAACAUUUCAAGGUACCUUCACAAAAUCAAUUGUGAUGUGAAUUCAAUUGAAGUCAAUUACAAUGAUUCACCCAUUAAGCUUAUCCCAGCCUAUUAAUUAUUGGUGCCUCGCUAAGUUAAUUACGUUGAUUGUGGAGCAUUCCUUUUAGAAUAUGCAGAAUCAUUUCUAUCAAAUCCCGAUUAUCUAUUGUCAGAUGUUGAAUCCCAAGAUGGAAUUUAUAAAUUAAAAUUGUUUCCAAGAUCAUUGAUCUGUAAUAAGAGGUUGUUGAUGAAGUAACUAUUAAUUGAUCUACUUGAAUUUGAUAAGGAGACUGCCAUUUCUCAGUACUAACAAAAAAGAUAAGCUAUUAUGGACUAAUGCAGUAAGAUUUUAAUUUUAAUUAUAGAAAAUGAAGAAGAUGAAUACGAUCAGAUUGAUUAAGCAGUUUUUAAGGAGUUUACUAAUUAAAAAAACUAAAUGAACAUUGAGCAUAGAUAGUUGCUGCUAGACUUCUAUAUGAAUCCAUAAUAAAAUUAUUAUGAAUAAUGA